CUCUACAAACACUCGCAGUCACCAUUGUUACAACUGAUUAGGUUCGCCAUGGCAUUUCUGUUACACCAUCUUCGUACCCUCGUUCAAAAUUUGGAAAAUACCGUAGCAAAUUUAAUUAUAAGACGACGUCCACCAGCGGCCUUAUGCUUUGAUUUAGGGGUUUGCUCAUCACAACCACUUAGUUCCUCUUUAAAAGACAUUCUCAACGAAGGAUUUUUAUGGGCAGUGCCACGAAAUCGGCGUACCAUUGAAAAACGAUUAAAACGACAAUAUGGAGAUCCUUACUAUAUAAGUAAACUUCUUGUCCCGAAAAAAACAUUGCGUGCAUGUAACGUUUGCGGAGAUGACCAUGAAAUUGGAAUUUUGUGUCCAACAUGCUAUAAGAAAGUUAUUGAAGAAACUCGAGCAAUGCAAGAUGCAAUACAGAAUGAGUUGGGUUUAAAAGUCGUUGAAAAUGAGGUUGUUGUGCUUUAUAAUGGUGAAAAGAACAGCACUCCUUCAGAAUAUUUUGAAGGAAAAAGGAUUGUUGAGAUCGACAAACCAAGGCCGGCAUGGUUUAGUAAGAAUUUGUUACAAAGUACAACACAACAACCAGCAACUUCUACAAACAUUAAACCUUCUGAUCUUGGAUAGUUUAGAAACAAUUUAUAAAUAAUUAUUAGAAAGAAUAAAUUUAUUGAGAAUUGA
Molecule: messenger RNA, 687 nt
Organism: Photinus pyralis (common eastern firefly)
Lineage: Eukaryota; Metazoa; Arthropoda; Insecta; Coleoptera; Lampyridae
Gene: mRpL32
Product: 39S ribosomal protein L32, mitochondrial
Exons: 3
Coding region: 49-633 (194 amino acids)
Biological process (GO): translation
Cellular component (GO): mitochondrial large ribosomal subunit
Molecular function (GO): structural constituent of ribosome
Source: RefSeq, a predicted model, not a curated record